Molecule: messenger RNA, 1654 nt
Organism: Cynara cardunculus var. scolymus (artichoke)
Lineage: Eukaryota; Viridiplantae; Streptophyta; Magnoliopsida; Asterales; Asteraceae
Product: SEC12-like protein 1
Exons: 10
Coding region: 203-1378 (391 amino acids)
Biological process (GO): protein secretion
Cellular component (GO): endoplasmic reticulum membrane
Molecular function (GO): guanyl-nucleotide exchange factor activity; GTPase activator activity; protein binding
Source: RefSeq, a predicted model, not a curated record
UCGCCUGACCGAAUCAAUUUAUCGGAUAUCCGCUUCGAUUCCAUUCGCUCACAGUGGACAUAUGCGAUCAUGAUCUCAUAUCAUUUACAUGGUUGACUUUUCCUUCUAAUUUUCUCCGGUCAUACGAACAUAAACAAAUCAGUUUUUCCAACUCCCCCUAAAUUUCAACACCCAAAACCUCUCUCUCUCUCUCUAUACAAACAUGGACGGCGGAGUCGCGGCGGAGCAAGGGACGGUCACCUGUGCGUCGUGGAUCAGGCGGCCGGAGGAUGCUCAUCUAGUUGCCCUAGGGAAGUCCAAGCAUGGCGAUCUCCCUGCCUCUUUCCAGAUCUUCUCAUUCGAUCGUCUCACCACAUCCCUUUCUUCAUCUCCUUCGGUUACUUUCGAGUUUGAAGACGGAUGCGAUCCAGUGAGUCUAGCGGUGCAUCCAAGCGGUGAUGAUAUUGUCUGCUCUACAACCAAGGGCGGUUGCAGGCUGUUUCAAUUGUAUGGCCAAGAGAAAAAUGUUAAGUUGUUGGCCAAAAACCUAAAACCUCUCGAAGAUGUGGGAGCACAGAGGUGCCUAGCCUUUAGUCCUGAUGGAUCUAGAUUUGCUACCGGAGGGGUGGAUGGGCAUCUUAGAAUAUAUGAAUGGCCGAGCAUGCGUGUGAUAGUAGAUGAAUCAAAAGCUCACAAGUCAUUCAACGAUAUGGAUUUCAGCCUAGAUUCGGAGUUCUUAGCAUCAACAUCCACCGAUGGCUCCGCUAGGAUUUGGAAUACAAGUGAUGGUGUUCCAGUCAACUCGUUGACUCGAAAUUCUGAUGAGAAAAUUGAACUAUGUCGAUUUUCUAAGGAUGGAACAAAACCUUUUUUGUUUUGCACUGUCCAAAAAGGUAAUAAAUCAAUCACAGUUGUCUGGGACAUCAGUACUUGGAACAGAAUUGGGUUUAAAAGACUUCUUAGAAAGCCUGCUUGUGUAAUGUCGAUCAGUUUGGAUGGGAAAUAUUUAGCUCAGGGAAGUAAAGAUGGUGAUGUAUGUGUUGUAGCAGUGAAAAAGAUGGAAGUCUGUCACUGGAGUAAGAGGCUUCACUUGGGCUUUUCAGUCACCUCCCUGGAGUUCUGUCCUAGUGAAAGGGUUAUUCUUUCCACUUCAAAUGAAUGGGGAGCUAUGGUAACCAAGUUAAAUGUUCCUGUAGAUUGGAAAGAGUGGCAGAUAUAUCUGGUGCUUAUAGGACUUUUUUUGGCAUCUGCGGUCUUGUUCUACAUAUUCUUCGAGACUUCUGAUUUGUUUUGGAACUUCCCACUCGGGAGAGACCAACCUGCACGACCGAAACUUGGUUCGUUCUUACCAGACCCUCAAUCUGAUGAUCAGAACAUGUGGGGUCCUGUCGACAUGUAAACAUGGGUUGUUGCCUCGUACUUUUUGGAUUGGAUUCCUGAUAAAUGAAUUUUCAGCCAACUUGACGGUAAAAAGAGGAAUUAUGACUUGUAAGUGACUUGAUCGUUUCUAUUCCUCGUGGAACUUGCACGGUUUACUAACAGUAUGCCAAGAACAAAAAUGUUGUUCUUAACCAAAUUGGUUAUUCUUGAGGUCUGUAACAGAAAAAAAGACCGGUAACUGAUGACCCCUACGUAAUUUAUGUCGUUUUGUUUGUAGUAUUCUUCUUUUUCUAAA